Messenger RNA from Eurytemora carolleeae, 688 nucleotides. Its product is annotated as coiled-coil-helix-coiled-coil-helix domain-containing protein 2. The transcript is spliced from 4 exons. The record is from RefSeq and is a predicted model, not a curated record. Gene Ontology annotation, cellular component: mitochondrion; nucleus. The coding region runs from base 24 to 512 and encodes 162 amino acids. Gene Ontology annotation, biological process: mitochondrion organization. Lineage: Eukaryota; Metazoa; Arthropoda; Copepoda; Calanoida; Temoridae.
AAGUGUAGUUUAUUACAGAUAAAAUGCCAAGACGUGGACGUGCUGCAUCCCCUCCUCCUCGUGCCCCUGCUCGAGCCUAUGCUCCUUCCCGCGCUGCUGCUCCUCCUCCAAGGGCAGCUGCUCCACCAGCCCAGAACCUACCAGCUGCUGCUCCUGCCUCUGCUCCCAUGAUGGGCGGAGCUGCUUCACAACAGCCAAGUAUGUUCAAGCAGAUGGCUGCUACCGCUGGAGGUGUAGCUGUUGGAUCAGCUAUCGGCCAUGUGGCCGGUAGCGCAAUGACCGGCAUGUUCAGUGGUGGAAGCAGCAGCAACGAAGCUGCUCCUGCUCAACAACAGCAACAGCAGCAGUACGGACAACAACCUCAAUACGGUCAACAACAACAGCAAGAGAACGGACCUUGUGCCUAUGAGAUUAAGAACUUUAUCCAGUGUGCACAGAACCAAUCUGAUAUCAGUCUUUGUGAAGGAUUUAAUGAGGCACUCAGACAAUGCAAACAGUACAACGGUAUGUAAGACGAGACGAGCAUUGCUGAGAAGGCCGGAGAAACAAAACAUUUAUUCAACUUUAGUUUAAUUAUGAAACAUCUAUUUAACCUGAUCUAUAAAUUACGAAAUCUAUUCACGAAGGGUCAACCUUAGAAUUCGUUCCUUGCAACUUUAAGAUUCCAAUAAAUUUGAGUUAAAUCUUG